CAAGCUCAGACAUCCACCAGCGAGUAGAGCGGGCAGCAUCGCGCGCCGAUCGAUCGCGAGCCCCACCACCACCCAACCCCUUGAUUGCUUUGCCGCCGCGAGCUCGAGCCUCCUCGUCACCGCGCCCCCACCUGCCCGGCCUUGGCUGCCUGCUCUGCUCUGUCGAUCUCGAGGGCGACAUGGCCUCUGUUCUGCCCGAGACCGCGUCGGACGGCAAGGCCCUGACGGACGCCUGGGACUACAAGGGCCGCCCGGCCAGCCGCGCCUCCACCGGCGGAUGGGGCUGCGCCGCCAUGAUCCUAGGCGCGGAGCUGUUCGAGCGGAUGACGACGCUGGGCAUCGCGGUGAACCUGGUGCCGUACAUGACGGGCACCAUGCACCUCGGCAAUGCCGCCGCCGCCAACACCGUCACCAAUUUCAUCGGCACCUCCUUCAUGCUCUGCCUCCUCGGCGGCUUCGUCGCCGACAGCUACCUCGGCCGCUACCUCACCAUCGCCAUCUUCACCGCCAUCCAGGCCACGGGCGUGAUGAUCCUGACCAUAUCGACGGCGGCUCCGGGCCUGCGCCCGCCGCCGUGCGCGGACGCCAAGGGCGCGAGCCCCGACUGCGUGGCGGCCAACGGGACCCAGCUCGGGGUGCUGUACCUGGGCCUGUACCUGACGGCGCUGGGCACGGGCGGGCUCAAGUCGAGCGUGUCCGGGUUCGGGUCGGACCAGUUCGACGAGUCGCACGACGGCGAGCGCGGCAAGAUGCUGCGCUUCUUCAACUGGUUCUACUUCUUCGUGAGCAUCGGCGCGCUGCUGGCCGUCACGGUGCUGGUGUACGUGCAGGACAACGUGGGCCGGCGCUGGGGCUACGGCGUCUGCGCCGCCGGCAUCCUCGUCGGGCUCGCCGUGUUCCUGGCGGGCACCAGGAGGUACCGGUUCAAGAAGCUGGUGGGGAGCCCGCUGACCCAGGUGGCCGCCGUGACGGCCGCCGCCUGGCGCAAGCGCGCGCUGCCGGUGCCGUCCGACCCGGACAUGCUCUACGACGUGGACGACGCGGCCGCCGCCGGCGCCGACGUCAAGGGGAAGCAGAAGCUGCCCCACAGCAAGGAAUGCCGGUUCCUUGACCACGCGGCGAUCGUCGACGGCGAGUCGCCGGCGGCGGCGAGCAUGUGGAGGCUGUGCACGCGGACGGACGUGGAGGAGGUGAAGCAGGUGGUGCGGAUGCUGCCCAUCUGGGCCACCACCAUCAUGUUCUGGACCAUCCACGCGCAGAUGACCACCUUCUCGGUGGCGCAGGCCGAGCUCAUGGACCGCGGCGUCGGCGGCUCGGGCUUCCUCAUCCCCGCGGGCUCCCUCACCGUCUUCCUCAUCGGCUCCAUCCUCCUCACCGUGCCCAUCUACGACCGCCUCCUCGCGCCCGUGGUCAAGCGCCUCACGGGCAACCCUCACGGCCUCACCCCGCUCCAGCGGGUCUUCAUCGGCCUCUUCCUCUCCAUCGCCGGCAUGGCCGUGGCCGCGAUCGUCGAGCGCCACCGCCAGACCACCUCCGAGCGCGGCGUCACCAUCACCGUGUUCCUGCUCAUGCCGCAGUUCGUGCUCGUAGGCGCCGGCGAGGCCUUCACGUACAUGGGCCAGCUCGCCUUCUUCCUGCGCGAGUGCCCCAAGGGCAUGAAGACCAUGAGCACGGGGCUCUUCCUCAGCACCUGCGCGAUCGGCUUCUUCUUCAGCACGCUGCUCGUCACCAUCGUCGAUAAGGUCACGGGCCACGGCGGUCACGGGGGAUGGCUCGCGGACAACCUCAAUGACGGCAGACUCGAUUACUUCUACUGGUUGCUCUCCGUGAUCAGCGCCAUCAACCUCGUCCUCUACACGCUCGCCGCCAGGGGAUACGUCUACAAGGACAAGCGCCUGGCCGACGCCGGCAUCGAGCUCGCCGAUGAGGAGGCCAUUGCCGUCGGCCACUGAGACAGCCACUCACUCUCCUGCUGCAUGUUGGAAGUUGGAUGCAUGCACGCGUCCUUGUACAACCUGCCGCUCUCCCUUUUUUUUUCCUUUUUUUUCUUAGGGGUGUGCGUAUGAGAGAAUGGAUGUGACGGCUUCUCUCAUUGAGUUUGCAUGCAGUGUACAUGUAGAGCUACACAGUUGUUUGAUAAGUAACAAAACUACAGCAAGUAAGUUUUGUGAGAUUGAGUCAA
Molecule: messenger RNA, 2182 nt
Organism: Panicum hallii
Lineage: Eukaryota; Viridiplantae; Streptophyta; Magnoliopsida; Poales; Poaceae
Product: protein NRT1/ PTR FAMILY 6.3-like
Exons: 4
Coding region: 180-1952 (590 amino acids)
Biological process (GO): response to nitrate; oligopeptide transport; transmembrane transport
Cellular component (GO): membrane
Molecular function (GO): nitrate transmembrane transporter activity
Source: RefSeq, a predicted model, not a curated record